Messenger RNA from Magnolia sinica, 1284 nucleotides. RefSeq lists its product as uncharacterized. The coding region runs from base 693 to 986 and encodes 97 amino acids. The transcript has 6 exons. The record is from RefSeq and is a predicted model, not a curated record. NCBI's taxonomy places the organism in Eukaryota, Viridiplantae, Streptophyta, Magnoliopsida, Magnoliales, Magnoliaceae.
AACUUUCCAUUCAAAUAUUGCACCAAUUGCAAAAGUAGUGUUUUCCCAACAUGAAAUAAAAAUAGAUGCACAAGACAUUGAACACAUAAGCUAUCUUUUCUGUCCAUUUGGUGCAUUUGUUUGGCUUUUCCAAAUCUACCAAUCUAUGGGUCACACAUUGUAAUAUCUUACUGGUUGGAUGUUUCUGAGUGCCCAAAAAUAGUUGGACAACAAGUUUUAGCAAGGCCCACUCAUUCAAUGGUUGGGAUCAUAAUGUGGGGUAAUUUGAAGAUAAUUCUCAUGUUUGAAAUGUCCAUGCCAUAUUUCCCAUUUUACUCCAGUGUUACAAACUUGAGAUUUAAAACUUUCUGAAAGAAAGUUGAUAAUUGAAUACUAUCUGUUUUGGAGGCUAUAUAUUGCGGAUUUUGUUCAGGCCAUGACUGUCCAACAGGUUUGAGGCACCUAUGGAUCUAAAGAAAGAGCGGGAAAGAUUAAUAUUUGAACAAAAGUAUGGGGAAGCAUUCACUUCAGCCCAUGAAUUGUUGGAUGUUUAUUUGGUUUUUAGAUAAUGCAGAUUUUGCUUAGUUUUUCAGAGUUUAUAAUUGAGAGGAUGAGCAUGUGCUCUUGAAGAAGCUUUUCAUUGGGGUACUGAUUAUCUUCUCAAAGCUACUGCUCAUCAAAACACCAUAUAUGUGCAGUUGGGAGUUUUGUCUAUGGUGGCACAAAAACAAAGAGCAAAUCUGGGACUGGACCUGAGUCAGCAAUGGAAUUUGAACAUCCGACAAGUUGGGGGAGUUGAGACUGUUACUCUUGGAGAUGAUGAAGCCCAUGCUAGAGGUUGUCAGAAAAGCAUUCUUGUUAGAAAAGCUCCUCCAACCUUCCAUUUUCUGAUUGAAAUGAGGGAAAGGAAAUAUUGGGUCACGCAUCGGACUGAAAGGAGUGUUGAUAUGUUGCUCCAUGGUAAAAAGCCCUUGGUUGAGGAAUGCAGAUUCACCUUGGUUGACUGAUGAGUCAAAACUUGAUCAUGGGUAUAAGUGAAGGCACAGUUACUAAUUGUUGUAUUGAUUCCCAUUAAUAAGGAGAUUGAUAAAUCAUAAACACACCUUAAACACGUAAGGUUGUCCCUGAACAAAUUUCUCAGGCCAACAUCACAUUUUUGCCUUAUUUUCUAUGUCCUUCAUUAGACUGAUGCCUAAGUCAUAAUAUGAUGAAAUAUAUUACAUAACAGGUGUAUAUCAGGAAGAAUAUGAUCAAAUAUAUUGUAACAGGUGUAUAUUGGGUAUAUAUCAAGAAUUUUGUGUUGGA